Molecule: messenger RNA, 1377 nt
Organism: Grosmannia clavigera kw1407
Lineage: Eukaryota; Fungi; Ascomycota; Sordariomycetes; Ophiostomatales; Ophiostomataceae
Product: aaa family ATPase
Exons: 3
Coding region: 1-1377 (458 amino acids)
Biological process (GO): box C/D snoRNP assembly; regulation of transcription by RNA polymerase II; chromatin remodeling
Cellular component (GO): R2TP complex; Swr1 complex; NuA4 histone acetyltransferase complex
Molecular function (GO): ATP hydrolysis activity; ATP binding; DNA helicase activity
Source: RefSeq, a predicted model, not a curated record
AUGGUGCAGAUCAGCGAGGUGAAGAGCAGCAACCGAGAGCAUCGGACGUCGGCACACACACACAUCAAGGGCCUCGGUCUCAAGCCCGAUGGAACAGCCGAGCGGCAGGCGUCCGGCUUUGUCGGCCAGGCGACGGCACGAGAGGCUGCCGGUGUUGUAGUCGACCUGAUCCGGGCGCACAAGAUGGCCGGGCGCGGCGUACUGCUGGCGGGCGGACCGGGCACGGGCAAGACGGCCCUGGCACUGGCGAUCAGCCAGGAGCUGGGAACGAAGAUUCCGUUCUGCCCGAUCGUGGGCAGCGAGAUCUACUCGACGGAGGUGAAGAAGACAGAGAUGCUGAUGGAGAACUUCCGGCGGGCGAUCGGGCUCAAGGUGCGGGAGACUAAGGAGGUGUACGAGGGCGAGGUGACGGAGCUGACGCCGGAAGAGGCGGAGAACCCGCUGGGCGGCUACGGCAAGACGAUCAGCACGCUGCUGAUCGGGCUGAAGAGCGCCAAGGGCCAGAAGAAGCUGCGGCUGGACCCCAGCAUCUACGAGGCGAUCCAGAAGGAGCGCGUGACGGUGGGUGACGUGAUCUACAUCGAGGCGAACACGGGGGCAUGCAAGCGGGUCGGCCGAUCGGACGCCUACGCAACCGAGUUCGACCUCGAGGCCGAGGAAUACGUGCCGAUCCCCAAGGGCGAGGUGCACAAGAAGAAGGAGAUCGUGCAGGACGUGACGCUGCAUGACCUCGACGUGGCCAACGCGCGGCCGCAGGGCGGCCAGGACAUCAUGUCCAUGAUGGGCCAGCUGAUGAAGCCCAAGAUGACCGAGAUCACCGACAAGCUGCGCGCUGAGAUCAACAAGGUCGUCAGCAAGUACAUCGACCAGGGUGUGGCCGAGCUGGUGCCUGGUGUGCUCUUCAUCGACGAGGCCCAUAUGCUCGACGUCGAGUGCUUCACCUAUCUCAACCGCGCCCUCGAGUCGUCCAUCUCGCCCAUCGUCGUGCUGGCCUCGAACCGCGGCAUCACCACCAUUCGUGGCACCGAUGACCUGGUCGCUGCCCACGGCGUUCCGCCCGACUUUCUCGCCCGCAUGCUCAUCAUCCCCACCCACGCCUACGAUGGCGACGAGAUCAAGCGAAUCGUGCGCAUCCGCGCCACCACCGAGGGCGUCGCCGUCAGUGAGGCCGCCAUUGACCGCAUUGCCGAACAUGGCGUGCGCAUCAGCCUGCGGUACUGCCUGCAGCUUCUGGCACCUGCCAGCAUCCUGGCCCGGAUUGCCGGGCGCAAGGAGAUCGACAUCAAGGACGUGGCCGAGUGCGAGGAGCUCUUCCUAGACGCACGGCGAAGUGCGGCGCUCCUGGCCAGCGAAAACGGCAAGGAUUUCCUGCCAUAG